Struthio camelus australis is the source of this 1179-nucleotide messenger RNA. NCBI's taxonomy places the organism in Eukaryota, Metazoa, Chordata, Aves, Struthioniformes, Struthionidae. The record is from RefSeq and is a predicted model, not a curated record.
AACAAAAACCGUCUCUCUCCUGGGACUGUUGCAGCGGAGGCAAGCGUAAGGCAGAGACACGAUGACGGAGAAUGACAGGUGUGCCACAGUGGAGCAAUACGUUGGUGAAAUUAAAGGUGGACUGAGACCAGCCAUGAAAAUCACUGUCAUAGGGAUGGUACAUUACAACCCAAAGAGCUUUGCAGUGACUCUGCUCUGUGAUCCAGUGGAUGCAAACAAAGAUGUUGGGCUGUUAUUUACAGUUAACUUCAGUGACAAAUCCAUCACCCGAAAUGCACGAAUUGGUGGGAAAUGGGGAAGAGAAGAGAAAAAUAUUCCCUACUUCCCAUUUACAGCAGGUGACACUUUUAAGAUGGAGCUCUUGUGUGAACACCAGCAAAUACGGGUCUUGGUUGAUGGGCGGCAGUUCUGUGACUUCACUCACCGCAUUCAGGCCCUGAACUUGGUGAAAGCUUUACAGAUCACAGGGGACAUCAAGCUUACCAAAGUGGCUUGAUAAAAAAGAAGACCUCAGUAUCAUCAGGGGACAAAGACAAAUGUACUUUCCCCUGCCUGGGAAAUGUUUUAUCUUUCUCUCCUGGUUGAUUCUGGAGAAUGGGGACUGUGUCUGUUUCACUUGCUGAUGUGUUUGAAACAUACACUUUUUUCUCACACACACUGAGCAAUUGCAGGGAUAUGGCUGGUCCAGGUGUAUCAGAUGGCUUUCCUGAGAUAUUCUCUUGGCCUCCCAACCUUAAGACUAUGAUGCUAUGCAAUAUCUCCUAUCCUUAUGAACCCCUCCAACUCCCCCAUGCCAGCUGGUGGAGCUCAGUCCUCUGAGAUAGUGUGGCUGUUACUCUUUUGACUAGAACUGAGCAGUAUACAUGUGGCGAUAUUGAGAGAAGAGAGCUUGGAGAUUUCCUUGUAAGUGAGUAAGGGAGUCUGGUAGGCCCCAACAAGGUUUCCAUUACUAUAAGAGAAUUGUUCUUCCUGGAGGCUCUGAUCAGGCAGCACAAAGCCGUCUGCACUUCCCAGUACAGAGCAGUAAAUGCCUUACCAUCAUCCCUGUCUCUUGCAGGUAGAGUUCUCAUGAACUGAAAGGUUUCAACAGCUGUGGAUUUCACAGUCUUCUCUGGAUCAGCCCUGUGCAAUGGUAUCUGUAGCUAAAACUGCGUUGCCUGUUCCUGCAUCUUAAUUAAA